CGGUUCGACACGUCGAUAAAAAGCAACACACUAACAAAGCAAAUAGUAAGAAAUAUAUAUUUCAAAAUAUAUCAUCAGUUCGCUCGCUCUCUGUGUGUCGCACUGUAAGCAAUAUCAAUGGUUAGACUAGACGCCUACACUAUGGACUUUGUGAACAUUGGAGAGGAUAUAACUAUAACACGAUCCGAUGGUCGUGUGCAGUCGGCCAAGGUGGAUGAGAUACGCGAAGAUUGCGUUACAGUCACCUGGACCGAGGACUUCAAGGUCAUGGGCAAAGAGAUUGUGUGGGCCAAUGUCCUGGAACUGAAUCCGCAUCUGAUUGAGCGUGCCCAGCAGGGCGGCGAGUAUGUCAAAGUGAACAAUGUGCCCGAUUUUGGCAACGAGUCUGUCGCUUAUAUGGAAAGCAGCUUAGACGAGGAUGAAUAAACAAAGCUAAAGAGUUGACCGCACUACUGAACACACACUAAACAGAAAGCACAAGCGUUUUUUUUAAUUUUACAGCCAUUUGUUGAUACAUUUCAUAUUCUUACUGCAUUUAAUACGCAAUUUAAGCCAAGUUGCUAGUUGCGGCGCUCAAGUUUCACUUCAAAUCGCGCAGCUCUCAGAUACAAAUUUAUGAGCGACCAAAGUGUAAUCAAGACUUGUGAAACAAAGGCGAAAGCGGAGCGCUCACUGGCCGGAUUUGUUAACUUGGUUAACCGUAUCAUGUGUAACGCAAGGCAGCAGCAAAAACUUCAGCGAGAAAAACUUCAACUGCCAUAAAGUAACAAGAGCAGCUUUCAAUGUCUGUCAGCAGUUAACAAAAAAAAUAUAUAUAAAAUAUA
Molecule: messenger RNA, 824 nt
Organism: Drosophila busckii
Lineage: Eukaryota; Metazoa; Arthropoda; Insecta; Diptera; Drosophilidae
Product: kinesin-like protein Klp10A
Exons: 2
Coding region: 118-426 (102 amino acids)
Source: RefSeq, a predicted model, not a curated record